Messenger RNA from Manduca sexta (tobacco hornworm), 1887 nucleotides. RefSeq names its product pyruvate kinase. The record is from RefSeq and is a predicted model, not a curated record. The transcript is spliced from 9 exons. Gene Ontology annotation, cellular component: cytoplasm. Gene Ontology annotation, biological process: glycolytic process. Lineage: Eukaryota; Metazoa; Arthropoda; Insecta; Lepidoptera; Sphingidae. Gene Ontology annotation, molecular function: potassium ion binding; magnesium ion binding; pyruvate kinase activity. The coding region runs from base 171 to 1775 and encodes 534 amino acids.
UCAAAGAGAAUUAUUGAUAUUGUCAUGAACAUGACAGACAAAGAGAAUUUUAAUAAUGACAGAUUUCCAAUGUAUCUAUAUAACUUUUAGCAAGCAUACAAAUAUUUUGAAUACCAUUUAAGUUUUAGAAGUUUUACUUGCGAAGAUAAGGUAUACCUCUGCGGUAUAAGAUGGAAACUACUCCAGAACUAAUCACGUUUGGCGAAAUAGAUUUCACCGACGCCAAUUUAUUGAACAGACCUCCAUACAGACUACGAAGAAGUCCAAUCAUUGUUACCUUACCCAACGUAAAUAUAUCAGUAGUGGACAUUCAAAAGUUUAUGGAAACUGGGAUGAACGUUGCUCGACUGAGGACAUCCCAUAUCACAAGAGGGGAUAAGAUAAAGCUAUUGGGCAAGGUGGACAAAGCGGCAGCAGCACUUUGUGGUAAACACGCUGUACUCGACUGGCCGACCGCUUCAUGUAUUGAAUUGAAGACUUCUAUCGUGAGAACUGGAAUCCUACAAGACGGCGAAUCUCACAUAUUUCUAAAAGAAGGGAAUCCCGUUAUAUUGACAUGCAAUUUAGAAGAAUACGACAAAUGCAAUGAAAAAAGAAUAUUUGUAGAUAUUCCCGAACUCAUAACAGAAAUUACAGUUGGGACAGAAAUAUCAAUUGCUCAAGAUGAAAUAAUAAUGAAUUGCAAACAAAUUAUUGAUGAGAAUUCGAUUAAAUGCGUUAUUUCGAAAGGAGGUCAACUCAAAAGCUUGUAUCAUGUUUCUGCAAAAGGUAGAAAGCGUACAAGACCUGUUGUUACUAAAAAAGAUUUGCAAAUUAUCAAAUUCGCUUUGGAAUACCAGGUUGACAUGAUAAUCAUAAACUAUGUUCAAAAAGUGGAAACAUUAAAAAAAAUAAAGCAAUAUAUAGGAACUAGAGUAAAAAGACCAUUACUUAUAGCCGGCCUUUGUACCGCCGAAGGACUCGAAAACAUUGAUGAUCUUAUUGUAGAGUCGGACGGAAUAAUGUUUUCGAGAGAAUUUUUAACUUAUGAACUUGAUAGAUCGCAAAAGAAUCGCAUGUGUCAAUUGCAGAAAUGGGUUGGUGCUAAAUGUCAAAAGGCUGGCAAACCCUACUACAUAUCAGGAGGAGUUUUCAAAGAAGCAUUAUCAGAUGGCAUAUUUUGCAAUCGUGAAAUAUCUGACGUAACCAAUGCUAUACUAGAUGGCGCCACAGGUUUUGCGAUAAAAGCUAGUGAAAAUGUCGAAUAUAUCUUAAGAGCUAUAAAGGCGCUUAACGAUGUGUGCUGCGCGGUUGAACCAUUGGCUUUUACCAAAUCAAGUUUCAUUAGGAUAUUGGACGAGAUGAAAAUGCCACUAAACGCAGCUGAAGCGAGUGUGAUGGCAUGCGCAACGGCGGCCAAUCAGACGAAAUCUCGUGUCAUUGUAUUGCCAACGGUGACGGGAAGAACUGCUCGAUCACUGCUCUGGUUGAAGCCGUGUUGUAUCAUCAUAGCCGUCAGCGAGCGUACGAGAACCACCAGAUUGCUGAGCAGCUAUCGAUGUGUCGUACCUCUGUUGUAUCAUGCUCAAGCGCACAAAGAAUAUUACAAAGCAGUGGAAGCGCGAGUUCAGUUCGCGAUCGAGUACGCAGUAAAGAAAGAUUGGCUGGUGUACGGAGACAACUACGUGACAUUGCAAAAAGGUUCUGAAAGCAGCUCGUUCUGUGAUACGGUGAAAAUUUGGCGAGUAACCGUCUCCAGGAAGGCUCUGGUUGUAUGUCUGGAUGAUGAAAAUUAACUAUUUGAAUUAAUUAAUAACUUUAUAGUAUAAAUGUUUAAUUUCUAUGAAUUAUUUGAAUUAGUUAUGUUAUCUUUGUUAUUGCAUUUAAAUAAAACAAUUUUAAUUUUUA